Messenger RNA from Carcharodon carcharias (great white shark), 4148 nucleotides. RefSeq names its product rho GTPase-activating protein 27-like. The record is from RefSeq and is a predicted model, not a curated record. The transcript has 19 exons. Gene Ontology annotation, biological process: regulation of GTPase activity; signal transduction. Lineage: Eukaryota; Metazoa; Chordata; Chondrichthyes; Lamniformes; Lamnidae. Gene Ontology annotation, cellular component: cytoplasm. Gene Ontology annotation, molecular function: protein binding. The coding region runs from base 459 to 3566 and encodes 1035 amino acids.
UGAAGGGUAGAGAGUCACAGAACAAGUUCUGACCUGCAGAGGGAAAGGGAAGCGAGCGAGAGAGAGAAAGGCAGAGGCAGAUACGUGGGUCGACUGGAACGUGCCAAUAAAGAUCAUCGCACAGCACAAACCUGCCAGGGGACACUCCACUCCAGGGGGAGGUUACAUCAAAAUUCAAGGGCACGCCGACCACAAACACUCCACACAGGGAGGAGAAAAUGCAGGAAUUUCAGCCACGUUCGGAAGAACCUGCUCGCUGGACUAAGGCGUUUGAGCACAGCCCUUUCCAUAAGGUGUAGAUUCGCCUUAGAAGCUGAAAUUUCAGAUUUGUUCGUGGGCUGCUUCCACCCUACCUCUGCAGUCUCCUCAAGUAUCUCAGUUGACAUGCUCCAGUCUUCCAGAGAUGAGGCAACAUUCCUGAAAGGAAUCUUGCUGAAGACGCCUAUACUGGAUUGGAGAUGUCUACAGUCACAGAAAACACGCUUGUUCAAGUUGAAUUUGACUACGAGUACACAAGGGAUGCAAGACUCGUCUCUAUUAAGCAAAAUGAGCAAUAUAUUCUUGUCUCAAAAACCAAUGACAGUUGGUGGUAUGUUAAAAAAGAUGACCAAUCCAAACCAUUCUAUGUGCCAGCGCAAUAUGUGAGGGAAGUGUCUACAGGGGAACCAGCCUCUCCUGGGGUCCAGUCCCUGAAUGGAUCUGACUCUCCUGAAAGCCAAAAUAAAGGAGAGGUGAUGGAUACUUCAAAAAAACAGUGUGAUGUUGAGAAAAAUCAGCUGGUUCACCAACAACAAGGGCAGAAUGUCUGCAGUUCAGAUCUGAUCUUGGAGAAAAAGAAGCAGACCAACUCAAGUCCUACCAAAGACAAGGAUCCUUCAUUAAAUCUAGUGGGCAGCAAUAGCCCUCCGACAAUGCAUGGUUCAGCAGAUUCUUCACAGGGUUCUAGUGUGGCACCAGAUUUGCUGCCGUGUUACAGUGAAGUACACAGAGCCAUUACAAACAGUAAAGAAUCCGAUAAUCAAAAUUUCACCUCUGCCAAAGAUUUGACAUGGCAAAGCUCCACAAUCAGGGUUCAGUCCAAGCAGCAAGCCAACCAUACCCAAAGAUUUAGCCUGGUAGGAGGGUUCAGUACAGUACACUUAGCUCCUCAAAGCCUCGAGAGGCUCUAUAUGGGAAAAGACAUCAGCCCUUCAGAAAUGGCCACCCCACCCCGAAGUGCCAGUUUCAGCCAUGUGAUCAGUCCCAAGAGACAAUCUUCUGCAGGAAUUGGUGCCAUGACAUUGGGACGUCCAAUAGCUGCAGAGAAAAAGGACCCUGCAAACUCUAAGUCCUUUCCACAAACAUCAGAUUGUGAUUGCGAAAAUGUUUACGAGUCAAUACCAGACCUCCCGAAGCCGAAGUCCAAAGCACGGAAAGGAAAGGCCAAUGAUUCACCAAAGGAAUUUGAAGAAAAACCUGGGUUAGUGUACCAGAAUGUCACAGAGCUGAGGCAGCAGCUUGCAGAGGAACCGUCAAGUUUCAGCAAUAAUUCAACCAAUCAGCUGGAAGAAUGGGAAAUGCAUACUGACCAAGCAACUGGACAACCCUUCUACUACAACGUGGUGACUGAAGAGACCACCUGGGACUCUCCGUUUGAUAGCUCAGACAAAAAGGAGCCACAAAGCCCACAUUCCCGCACUUCCAGUACAAGCAGUCCCUUUGUGGGAUGGGAAUCGCAUCUCGAUGAAGUUAGUGGUCAGCCCUACUACUACAAUCCUGUAACUGGGGAAACAACGUGGGACCCACCAGAUCAACAGGAGGAAGAAACAACAGAUCUCAUGGACAAUCAGAGGCCUCCCACUCCAGAAGAGGAUUACCCGGAAUUCAUUGAGGGGAGUCCUCCGGGACACUCGGGUCAUCAGCGGCGGCCUUCCCUCUGGUCGCAGGAUGGGUACAGUGAGCCGCAGUCACUAAUAGACUCACCAUUAUACCAACCGAUAGGUCCACAGACUCCCCCAGGCUGGUCCUGCGAGAUGGACCAAGAUGGACAGCUGCUUUAUACCAGUGAAGUUACCCAAGAAAAAUGGAUAAGGCACGUUGACUCCAAUGGCAAGUUUUAUUAUUAUAAUCCAGAAGGAACCAAAUCCGAAUGGGAACUUCCACAGUAUGGAACUCCUUCCAAUCGACUUAGUGGAGGGAAUGGGGUGGACCAAGAAGGAAAUUUUGUUUUCUCAAACUGGCGUCAUGGCAAUACACUGAAACCAGUUCUAUCUGUGCGCUUGGAUACUGAGGAGAAGGCAUCAUUUGCUACUCACAGGCGAAAUGCGUCUGACUUCAGUGCCGAGCUUGCACUUGGGAACCGUGUUGAAAUUCUGCUCCCGCACUCUCAAUCACUGGACAAAGCUGGAAUUCUAAACAAAGCCAAGGUGGCAGAUAAUGGGAAGCGCAUCAGGAAGAACUGGGCAUCCUCAUGGACUGUGCUGCAAGGUGGAAUUCUGACGUUUUAUAAAGAUCCCAAGAAUCAGUCCGCAGGCAGCCUGAAACAAGCAGUUGGCCAAUUUGUACCUGAAUAUACGGUUGAGCUGAAACGAGCAAGUAUCGGAUGGGCAACAAGGGACAAAUCGAGCAAAAAGAACGUGUUAGAGUUGAAAACCCGAAGGGGUUCAGAAUAUCUCAUACAGUAUGAUACAGAGUCUGUCAUCGGGGACUGGUAUAAGAUGAUCAAUGAAAGUAUCCAUCAACAGUUGGACUCAGUCAGCGUAGAUGAAGUUGAUGCUGUUUCCGACUUAGCCGGACCUGAGAAAUACAACAGCAAAGAAAAGGAUGAGAAGAGAAAUCGUAGCACUCACAGGAACUCCGUGGUCAACACUGCUGAUGCUGCAGAUCACAAGAAAGUGAAGACCAAGUUAAAAAAAUUCCUGCUGCGGAGACCAACCCUGCAGAGUGUGAGGGAAAAGGGUUACAUCCAGGAUCAAGUAUUUGGCUGCGUUUUGGAGGAUCUGUGCCAGCGGGAGAACAACACUGUGCCAAACUUUGUGGUGAAGUGCAUUCAAGCUGUGGAGAAACGAGGUUUGGACAUCGAUGGCUUGUACCGAGUCAGUGGGAAUCUGGCUAUCAUACAGAAGCUACGUUUCACAGUCAAUCAUGAUGAAAAUGUGAAGCUGGAGGAAGGCCCAUGGGAUGAUGUCCAUGUUAUCACUGGGGCCCUGAAACUCUUCUUCCGGGAGCUGCCUGAGCCACUUUUCCCAUUCAGCUAUUUUGAGAAUUUCAUUAGCGCAAUGAAACUGGGAGAUCCUGGUCAGCGUUUGACAUAUAUGCAACAGUUAAUCCGCUCACUCCCUGUACCCAACCAUGAUACCAUGCAAGUUCUCUUCAAACACCUGUGCAAUGUGAUAGAAUGUCGCAACCAGAAUCGGAUGAGUUCUCAGAGUAUGGCAAUCGUGUUUGGCCCCACCCUCCUGAAGUCUGAGACAGAGACAGGAAACAUCGCAGUCCAUAUGGUCUACCAAAACCAGAUUGUAGAGUUCAUUCUUAAUCAGUACCAGCACCUUUUCGACGAAAGCCGGGAGUUAGCUGUUAUUAGAUGAGCAACAGGCUGGGGCACUGCAGCCCCACACAGUGACUGGUGUGUAUAUAUGUGUGUAUGCAAGUGCUUACAUAGAAUAAUAAGAGCUAAAGGUGUCUGCAAGCAUUGGACCUAGCAGACAUGGCCUUUUGCGAAAAGAAGGAAGGUUGUUCUUCAGAACAUGGUCUGACUCAACUUGAAGACUAUCAAAGGAGAAGCAUUAUUCAAAGUGGGUCAUAUUUUUAGUGGACGAUGUAUUGGGCUCUGAGGCUUUGUGUGAGUGGGACCUUUCCUUCUGCUGGACAAUUCCGCUUUGCUGCCAUGCAAGUGUUUUUUUUAACUGUUCAGAGAUCCUUGUAUCUGGAUCCAGGAAGAGAUGCCAUGCUUAUUUCAACUUGCUCCUGGAAGCAAUUUUUGCAGGAUAUCUUUGACUGCAGCUUUCACUCUGCAAUUCAUGGUGGCCCUUGGAAUUCUGCCCACCCAGGAGUAAUUUGUGAUGAAUCAGCACACAGCACUUUAAAGUGUGCUUCUUUCUCUGUUAUCCAAAGCAUUUUUAAUUAAGAUCUGACAUCAACAAUAAGAGCAGGAUCCAACCCCCAAGGCA